GUCCCGCGGCGGCUGAGCGGCGGCUGCGCCCGGCCGGAGCGCGCAGGGCAGCGAGGCGCCAUGCCCACCAACUUCACCGUGGUGCCCGUGGAGGCGCGCGCCGACGGCGGCGGGGACGAGGCGGCCGGGCUGGCGGAGGCGCCCGCGGUCCCCGGGGGCGCGGAGCCCGACUGCCCCAGCCCGGGCGAUGGCAACCCCAGGGAGAACAGCCCGUUCAUCAACAGCGUGGAGCUGGAGAGAGAGAGUUGCUUUGAAGGGAAGAACAUGGCGCUGUUUGAGGAGGAAAUGGACAGCAACCCCAUGGUGUCCUCACUGCUGAACAAGCUGGCCAACUACACCAACCUGAGCCAGGGCGUGGUGGAGCAUGAGGAGGACGAGGACAGCCGGCGCAGGGAGGCCAAGGCUCCGCGCAUGGGCACCUUCAUCGGCGUCUACCUGCCCUGCCUGCAGAACAUCCUGGGGGUCAUCCUCUUCCUGCGCCUGACCUGGAUCGUGGGGGCGGCCGGCGUGCUGGAGUCCUUCCUCAUCGUCUCGCUGUGCUGCACCUGCACAAUGCUGACCGCCAUCUCCAUGAGUGCCAUUGCCACCAACGGUGUGGUUCCAGCUGGAGGUUCAUACUACAUGAUAUCUCGGUCGCUGGGGCCCGAGUUUGGAGGGGCCGUGGGCCUCUGCUUCUACCUGGGCACCACGUUCGCAGGUGCCAUGUACAUCCUGGGCACCAUCGAGAUCUUUCUGACCUACAUCUCCCCCAGCGCGGCCAUCUUCCAGGCCACGGAGGCGGGUGGUGAGGCUGCCGCGCUGCUGCACAACAUGCGUGUCUACGGCAGCUGCACCCUGGCGCUCAUGGCCGUGGUGGUCUUUGUGGGCGUGAAGUACGUCAACAAACUGGCCCUGGUCUUCCUGGCCUGUGUGGUGCUCUCCAUCCUGGCCAUCUACGCCGGUGUCAUCAAGACCGCCUUCGACCCGCCGGACAUCCCGGUCUGCCUCCUCGGGAACCGCACCCUCGCCAAGCGCAGCUUCGCUGCCUGUGCCAAGACACACGUCGCCAGCAACGGCACCGUGACCACCGCGCUCUGGAGCCUCUUCUGCAACAGCUCCAGCCCCGGUGCCUCCUGUGACGAGUACUUUGUGCAGAACAACGUCACCGAGAUCCAGGGCAUCCCUGGUGUGGCCAGCGGCGUCCUCCUGGACAACCUGUGGAGCACGUACUCGGACAAGGGGGCCUUUGUGGAGAAGGAGGGCGUGCCGUCUGUGCCCGUGUCCGAGGAGAGCCGGGCUGGCGGGCUGCCGUACGUCCUCACGGACAUCAUGACCCACUUCACCAUGCUCUUGGGCAUCUACUUCCCCUCCGUGACGGGCAUCAUGGCAGGAUCCAACCGCUCUGGGGACCUCAAGGACGCCCAGAAGUCCAUCCCCACGGGGACCAUCUUGGCCAUCGUGACCACAUCUUUUAUCUAUCUCUCCUGCAUAGUGCUCUUUGGGGCCUGCAUUGAAGGCGUGGUCUUACGAGAUAAGUUCGGAGAGGCCCUCCAAGGGAACCUGGUCAUCGGCAUGCUGGCCUGGCCAUCCCCCUGGGUCAUUGUCAUUGGCUCCUUCUUCUCCACCUGUGGUGCUGGCCUGCAGAGCCUGACCGGGGCACCCCGUCUGCUGCAGGCCAUCGCCCGCGAUGGCAUUGUCCCUUUCCUGCAGGUGUUCGGCCAUGGGAAGGCCAACGGGGAGCCCACCUGGGCCCUGCUGCUCACGACCUUCAUCUGUGAGACGGGCAUCCUCAUUGCCUCCCUGGACAGCGUGGCCCCCAUCCUGUCCAUGUUCUUCCUCAUGUGCUACAUGUUUGUGAACCUGGCCUGCGCGGUGCAGACCCUGCUGCGCACACCCAACUGGCGUCCCCGCUUCAAGUACUACCACUGGACCCUGUCCUUCCUGGGCAUGAGCUUGUGCCUGGCCCUGAUGUUCAUCUGCUCCUGGUACUACGCCCUGUUCGCCAUGCUCAUCGCCGGCUGCAUCUACAAGUACAUCGAGUACCGCGGGGCCGAGAAGGAGUGGGGGGACGGCAUCAGGGGUCUGUCUCUGAACGCUGCCCGCUACGCCCUGCUACGCCUGGAGCACGGGCCACCCCACACCAAGAACUGGAGGCCCCAGGUGCUGGUGAUGCUCAACCUGGAUGCGCAGCAGUGUGUGAAGCACCCCCGCCUGCUGUCCUUUGCCUCGCAGCUGAAGGCGGGCAAGGGCCUCACCAUCGUGGGCUCAGUGCUGGAGGGCACCUACCUGGACCAGCACGUGGAGGCCCAGCAGGCCGAGGAGAACAUCCGGCUCCUGAUGGGCCUGGAGAAGACCAAGGGCUUCUGCCAGCUGGUAGUGUCCUCCAACCUGCGGGACGGCACGUCGCACCUGAUCCAGUCGGCAGGCCUCGGGGGCAUGAAGCACAACACGGUGCUCAUGGCCUGGCCCGAGUCCUGGAAGCAGGAGGACAACCCUUUCUCCUGGAAGAACUUCGUCGACACCGUCCGCGACACCACGGCGGCCCAGCAGGCCCUGCUGGUCGCCAAGAACGUCGACUCCUUCCCGCAGAACCAGGAGCGCUUCGGGGAGGGCAGCAUCGACGUGUGGUGGGUCGUGCACGACGGGGGCAUGCUCAUGCUGCUGCCCUUCCUGCUGCGCCAGCACAAGGUGUGGCGCAGGUGCCGGACGCGCAUCUUCACGGUGGCCCAGGUGGACGACAAUAGCAUCCAGAUGAAGAAGGACCUGCAGGUGUUCCUGUACCACCUGAGGAUCAGCGCCGAGGUGGAGGUGGUGGAGAUGGUCGAGAACGACAUUUCCGCAUUCACCUACGAGAAGACCUUGAUGAUGGAGCAGCGGUCGCAGAUGCUGAAGCAGAUGCAGCUGUCCAGGAACGAGCGGGAGAGAGAGGCCCAGCUGAUCCACGACAGGAACACUGCAUCCCACGCUGCGGCGGCCACCAGGCCCCAGGCCCCGUCGACGCCGGACAAGGUGCAGAUGACCUGGACGAAGGAGAAGCUGGUCGCGGAGAAGCACAGGAACAAGGAGGCCAGCGGCCCUGGGUUCAAAGACCUCUUCAGCCUGAAACCGGACCAGUCCAAUGUCAGGAGGAUGCACACAGCUGUGAAGCUGAACGGCGUGGUCCUCAGCAAGUCCCAGGAUGCCCAGCUGGUCCUGCUGAACAUGCCGGGGCCCCCCAAAAACCGGCAGGGGGACGAGAACUACAUGGAGUUUCUCGAGGUCUUGACCGAGGGGCUGAACAGGGUGCUCCUGGUCAGGGGCGGCGGUCGGGAGGUCAUCACCAUCUACUCCUAACACCUGAGAGCGUGGGCUGCUGGGUGGGGUGAGGACUCAGACUGACCAGGAUGUCACUCAGGCCGCCUGACAUGCUGCAGCUGGCUUCCUACAGAAGUUUCUAGAGCUACCACCUGGGCUUCCUCCAAGCAGAAAAUGUUCUAGGAAGUCCUGAGAGGGAGAGCAGGUGACUGGAAAGACCCCCGUGUCCGUCCAGGGUGGAGAGCGCCGUGUGCCCAGCAUCCUGGAUGGGCCCCUGCCCGCUGCCCAGCCUCCGCCUCCAGGACAGCCUCCCCUCAGCUGGACUGUCCAGUGGCUGUGGCUUCACGUGUCGCUGACACGAGGGCAGAAUGGCACAUGGCCGCGGGACUCCCACCGCCUCCCAGCCCCCGCUGAACACCGAGCAGUGCGGAAGGAGCCGCGCGGGGCCACGUGGGUGCUGGUGGGGGCGUGGGGGCCACACCGGGGGCGCCUGCUGAGCGGGGCUGUGCCUGGGACCAGCCGCCAAGGGCGCUGUGCCCUGGGAGUCUGCUGCAGGUCGUGCCCAGCAGCGGGGUGCGAGGAGAGACCCCCAGUGUGGUGGCCGCGGUGGCUGGCCCUGCCUGUGGAGUGCUGUCCCCGCUCGCCCUUGGCCGGGGCUGUGCCUCUGCAGGCGACGCAGCAGCGGGCCUGGCGCCCUCAUCAACCCUACGGGGUUUGCACUUUACCUUGGAGCUUUCUGCUUCCUAGGUCAGUCGUGUUUGCAGGCUGCGGUUGUCCAGCACUCCGCCUCGCUGGCCGCUGCGUGGGUUAUUUAUUUAUUUAAACACCCCGGGGCCUUGGGGUGACCCCACUGUCGUAAGACCUUGCUUCCUGCGAGGACCCACCCAGGCCCUGGGCCAUCACUGGUUUCCAGGGCUCCCUAGUGAACAGAGCCCUCCACGGAGCCCAGGUCAGGACAGAGGCACUGUAGGGCAGGGAGGGCCCGCUCACCGGCCUCCCAGGGCAGGCUGGAGCAGAGCCGCAGGGGCUGGCCUGUGUGGGAAGGCCAAGGCUGCGGCACCCUUCACAGGAAGCCGGGGGAGCCCGGGACUGGAGCUGCGCCCCAGCCUGCUUUUCCUUUGUGAUCUCUGCCUUGUCACCGCAGCCAUCAAAAUCGAUUCCACACUUUCCUUUUCUAGAUUCCUUGUCUUUGUAUGAUUUUGUUUGUAGAAUAAAGUCCUAUGAAAUCUGA
Sciurus carolinensis (gray squirrel) is the source of this 4504-nucleotide messenger RNA. It is a transcript of the gene Slc12a7, whose product is annotated as solute carrier family 12 member 7. The transcript has 24 exons. Gene Ontology annotation, molecular function: potassium:chloride symporter activity. Gene Ontology annotation, cellular component: membrane. Gene Ontology annotation, biological process: cell volume homeostasis; chloride transmembrane transport; chemical synaptic transmission. The coding region runs from base 61 to 3312 and encodes 1083 amino acids. The record is from RefSeq and is a predicted model, not a curated record. Lineage: Eukaryota; Metazoa; Chordata; Mammalia; Rodentia; Sciuridae.